AUGGUUAUUCUCUCGGUAGCCGUCGUCAUCAUCAUCGUGGCGGUGGUCCGAGUAGCCGUGGUAGCCCGUCGGAACCAAAAUUCAGAUAUCUCCUGGCUCUGGAUGUGGAGUUUUAUUGAGGCCACCGUUGCCAACAUCGUCGCUUGCAUGGCUUCCUUCCGUCAACUGUUCAUGAAACAAGAUCAGCAGAGUCGUUACCGGGAGGCUGAGAAGCGCGUUCCUAAGCGCGUGCGCUUCAAGCCGGAGAAGCUUCAAGCCUCGUUUUUCUCUGGCACUCGUGGUAGCCUGCCGCCGGCAAACCCGAACCACAGCACCGGCGAGCGGUUCCAUGAUCUGACGGACUUUCGAAACAGUCCAGCGGCCAUUCUCGACGUUGCUGCACGAAUGCAAGUCGGAAUAGAGUGUGACAUCGUCAUCUAUGACCAGGAUUGGCCCUUCGGAGCCAAAGCAGCCAGAAUGCCAGGUGCUGUGAGCUGA
Messenger RNA from Aspergillus uvarum CBS 121591, 477 nucleotides. RefSeq lists its product as uncharacterized. NCBI's taxonomy places the organism in Eukaryota, Fungi, Ascomycota, Eurotiomycetes, Eurotiales, Aspergillaceae. Bases 1 to 477 code for a protein of 158 amino acids. The transcript has 3 exons. The record is from RefSeq and is a predicted model, not a curated record.